ACAGACAAGGUUGCCUCCAAAGAAGAUGAAGAGACAGACAAGGUUGCCUCUAAAGGAGAUGGAGAGACAGACGAGGGGGCCUCCAAAGAAGAUGGAGAGACAGACGAGGGUGCCUCCAAAGAAGAUGGAGAGACAGACGAGGGUGCCUCCAAAGGAAAGGAAAAUGCAGGCUCCAAGAUAAUCCCUCUCGACUCAGUAGGGAAUUCCAACUCCAAAGGCUCAGGGAAAUAUGCAGAUGAUGCAGAAAGCAGCCAUUUCUUUGCUUACCUAGUCUCUAGUGCAACACUGGUGGCAUUACUCUACAUCGGAUACCACAACAAACGAAAGAUCUUUGCAUUUGUUGUAGAGGGAAGGCAAUCCAAGUCCACACGGAGACCCAAAAGCGGCAAAUAUCAGAAGCUUGAACAACAAAUUUGAUGCGGUCGAUCUCAAUGUAAACUGAAUCGAGUUACCAGCCAGUGGAAUUUAUAUGACUGAUUCCGUAAAUCCUAUUUUGAACGUUAACUCACAAAGCUGACCAGUACUUUGCCAUAGCCGUGGCAUUACACCCAUCACAAGCCCAAGAUUAAGUGGACAGGUUUUGAAAUUUGCACUAAUGUGACAAUUUGAGCACUGUGCAAUGGUAAUUUUAUAGAAUUACAUUUCCAUUACAAAUUGUUGUGUCCAUAUAAAGUUUUUCUUUUUGCCAUAGGUGUUGUGUGCAGGUAAUUUAUGAAGAUGUUUGAAGUCAUUUUAAAAAGCUAAGCCAUAAGCUGUUUUGAAUCAAUGACCAAAAAAAUUAGCAUUCUUAAGUUUCGUAAUAUUGUCUUGGAAAAUGAAGUGAUCUUUUUGUGUUGAUUUUUUUAUUUGAAGGGUUAUAUGUAUAAUUAGGAUGCCUUAUAUGGACAUGUGUUCAGGAAUAUGAAAGAGAGGUAUAUGUAUUGAGUGUUUUGCACAUAUUCUCAUGCCACUGUCGGGGGCCUUUUGACCAGAGCAAGAAGGUUUGACUCAGGGUGCUUUUGAAGCAGGAGGGAUUUUGUUGGCAGGUGUUUGACCAAGGCUGUCUCUGCCGUAUGAAUGUAACAAAUGGGGUUUUUACUUUGCAGAUGGAAUUAUUUUGCUUAACUGUGCCCUUCACUGUGUAUGGAAAACCUCUAUCUGAUAGAGUAUUACCUGCUUUUUUUUUUCUUUUUUUUCGAAACACUGUAUCUGCCAUGCUGUUAGAGUGCAGCGUUGUGAGAUGUUUAAAUGAACUUCAACACUGGGGGUAUAGAAGUGAAGAAAUACAUUUUAGGCCAUUGGCGUUUGGCCUGAUGUUAAGAAAGCAGGUCUGCACAGAAGAGUUCAGUGGCACAUUGUUGUACGUAUAUUUUUCUGUAAAUGUGGGAAAUCAUUCCUGUGCUUAAUCUUUAGCAGUCGCUGAUUUUGUGACGCUCAUUGGAUUUCAGUUGCAACUAAUUUAGACUAGCAUUUUCCUGCUUUGAGUUCUGUUCACAUUCUCCCAUACUCAUAAAAGUGUCUUCUCUUAGGCAUCCUCAAGCUCCUAAAGUCUUUCAGUACAACCGUUAACUUCUGAAGCAAUACAAAUGCCAAGCUACUACCUGUGGUCAUUAGAGUACAGCCACUAGGUCAUUCCAUAGAGUACCAGGACUCAACAUGCACCGAUGCAAUUUCAUCUACCGAGCAGAACAUUCAUUAUUGUUGUUCCUCAUAGGAAAAUCUCCACAGUUUUCUACAUCAUUAGUCGCAUGUGAACAGUGUUUGUCAGAUUCCCAUUGGUUUACCUGAAAGAAACAUUUGCUUUGAGCAUCUAAGGGGUGAAAAUAUUUCUUAUUUGUAAGAAAUCUGAAAGCAUAUUACACCAUGUAAGCCUAUCCACAGGACUGAUUUACAAUACUAUGAAUGGUUUUGAGAGUUUCGAUUAAAAAGAAGCAUUGCUGGUUAAUUGGUUUUAGGAUAAUGUUCUGCGGACUGAUUGUACAGUAAUGGCCUCAGAUUAAGUCUGUGUUUCUUCAAGAUGCUUGUGCAAUAUGUAUCUCUUUAGAUUCAAGGUAAUGUGCAUGAUUUGUUGCACAUUGGAAAUGUGGUCUUGAACUACCAGUUGUGUGAUUAUUCCAAAUGUGCCAAACAAGACCGCUGUCUUGAAGGUUUUUUGUUUCAAUUUGACUUGAAUAGAAUCCAAGCAGUGCUAAAACAAUAAUGAAAAUGAGAGCUAGAGGGGAAUGGUUGGUGUCUUCGUUUUGUUAAUCUAUGAAUCCUUUCAUCUACUCCAUGAUACUUGUUUGUGUUUGUUUAUCAGUUUUGCACAUUGGCGUUUUGAUGUCUUUGCAGCCAGCACAUUGCUCUCAGUAUGCUAGCUUUGGCUAACAUGGCUAACUUUUUGAAUGCUGGACCAUUUAAAAAUCACACAUGUGAAUGGUUUUGUACAUGUCUUGAUGCCACAAGUUUGCCACUGUUCUUUUGACGUUGCUCCAAAAUGAACUGAAUAAAGAUGUCUUCAAUAUUUA
This is a messenger RNA of Clupea harengus (Atlantic herring), 2486 nucleotides long. RefSeq lists its product as uncharacterized. Gene Ontology annotation, cellular component: trans-Golgi network; trans-Golgi network transport vesicle; endosome. Lineage: Eukaryota; Metazoa; Chordata; Actinopteri; Clupeiformes; Clupeidae. The record is from RefSeq and is a predicted model, not a curated record.